AUGGAAGAAAUGAAUGCCCAGCAAACCUUUGAAUGUGAUCCUUCUCGUCCACAAGAGCACUCCAUAUAUCCCUUCAGCGGUCUCAUCGUCGCCAAAAACAUGCCAUCCAACUCUAAGAACAACAAAAUGGCAUCCUUAGUCGGCAACCCCAAUUCAACUGUUCGCACUGCUACAGCGCGCCAUAUGUGGACUUACAAGCAACAAUUGCUCGUCCGCGUUCUUCUCGUAGAGUACCUCCACGAGAGAGCACUAAUUGAGAAGCAAGAUCGCAAAGUCAUCUCCGACAUCUUCGCAGAGCUGAACCUCAACGCAAGGGUCUUUAAGUGGAGUGAUUUUGCAGCUCUCGAGAGAAAUCAAACGACCAAGGAUCAGCAGCGCGCCUGGCGUUCAGGAGAUUGGCAGGGCCAAGCAUACCCGCAAGAAGAUCGCGAGCUAAUGAUAGAGCUACGAGAGGGGAUUAACGAGAGUGCUGCUUUUAAGCGCUACAGGGCUGAAGUCAAGGAGAGGACUGGGUCAGAUGGAGAGGAUUGUGGCAUCCUUGAGGGAGAUGAUGCCGUGGCGGAGGAGGCGAUUGAUCAAGAUGGAGACGAUGAUAGUGACGUGACUAUGAAAUAA
Molecule: messenger RNA, 615 nt
Organism: Fulvia fulva
Lineage: Eukaryota; Fungi; Ascomycota; Dothideomycetes; Mycosphaerellales; Mycosphaerellaceae
Exons: 1
Coding region: 1-615 (204 amino acids)
Source: RefSeq, a predicted model, not a curated record